UAACACUUGAAUAUUUUAUCAUGAUAGCAAUGACACUGCUCAGACUUCACAUGUAAUAUACCCAAAUAACCUCAUGCUGUUGGCACUUCUGUAGCAUCUCACUCACAGCCUACAUGUGGAUGCCCUCUUUCAGGAACACAUCACAACCUGAAAUCAUAACGUGCUUCUGUUUGCUCAGCAGGGGCACUGUUGCCAGACAUGUUGCUAAGUGACAAAGUAACACAACACAUUUUUGUGUGUGUGUGAAACGAGUUGAGCUGGGUGCCGUGUAUCAGGAGCAUGCAGGCGGGGGAAAAGGAAAAAAAACAGGACUCAGGUCGUUUCAGGCGAGAGCUGUAAGACCUCAGCUUUUCUCUGUGUCUCUCACAACUGUAAAUAAUUAGAUCUUGGAUCCAGAGUUCAUCAUCCUUUUCAUUUUCUCCGCCAGCAAAACAUUUUGGCCGAGGAGUCACCCAGUUGUCUUUCCACACCUGCAGACAGAUCACUGGAGCAAAAUGAAAACAAUGGUAAGAGUAAAAUGACAAGAAAUUCUGCCUACCUGCAGAGCCACAGACAGAUUACUAAAUCAUAAAUUACUGUGAGCUGGUGUCAUGGUUAUUCCCACAUAGGUACCAGUUUAUUUUGCGUCACUUCCACCAUCCUUGUUAAAAGAAUCAGGUUUGUGAGAAUAAUCAAGUAAAAGAAACUGGCCUUUUCAAGAAAAAUGUCUCUAAUUUCCAAUUUGUUUGUGAUUUUAUAAUAUAUUUAAGUGGCUCCGUCUCAUGGAGGUAAUUCUGCUCUGAACCGCACCACCGGCAGCCCGUUACCUCCUCUGACUCAGGAUGAAGGUGCAGGUAAUGAUUCUCUUCCCUCCCUCUUGUGAGCAUAUAACAGGUGUCACAUCAGAGUUGGUGAUGAACUCUUAAUUUAGGUAUCGGUCUCACUGCUGAAUCUUUAUUUUGUUUAUGUUUUUUCACUCUAGGCACAUUUAAAAAAAACAGUGUUUCACCUCGAAACAUGUCCCAGUACAGGAAUGUGUUCAAUGAGCGUGCUAGGACGGGCUUCUGCUACUGGCUUGUGGAGAAGAGUCCAACAUGUUAGUACUGACUGAAGAAAAAUGAAGCAAAACGUACAAUAGAUAUCUGCUUAUUGCAACUUUCAUGCACGUGUUGCUGGAUUAUCUAAUGUGAUACUAACAACCUGAGUUCCAAAAAGUUGGUAAGCUGUGCAAAAUGUAAAUAAAGACAGAAUGCAUUGAUUUGCAAAUCCCAUGAACUCAUAUUUGAGUUACAACAGAACAUAGAAAACAUAUCAAAUGUUUAAACUGUGAAAAAUGUACCAUUUUAAGAUAAAUAUUUGCUUAUUUUGAAUUUGAUGACAGCAACACAUCCCAAAAAAGUUGACACAGGGCUGUGGUUACCAAUGUGUAGGGUCAGCUCCUCUCCCUUACAACAGCCUGUAAACAUCUGGGAAAGGAGGAGACCAGCUGUUGAACGUUUGGGGGAGGAAUGUUGUCCUAACCUUGUCUGAUACAGGAUUUUAACUUCACAGCAAUUCUGGGUCUUCUUUCUCAUAUUUUCCGUUUCAUGAUGUAUUAAACGUUCUACUGUGGUGCCAUUGUGUUGUAGUAGAUCAAGUAUACGGUUUAGCAUUAUCUAAAAUAUGAAAGGCCUUCCCAGAAAAGUACAUCAUCUGGGUUUCUGCAUUUAUGGUGCCCUUUCAGAUCUGCAAAUUCCAUAGGCACUAAUGCAACCUCACACCAUCAGAGAUGCAGGUUUUUGAACUAAGCUGGAUGCUCCCCCUCCUCUUUAUUCCAGAGGACAUUACUCAGUCCCUUUUUACAUGAGCUUUACCUGAGAGAAGACAGGCUCAUUUAUGGAACAUGCUCACAUAUGGCUUCUUCUCUACACGAAGAAGUUUUAACCUGCAUUUGUGACAGUGAACUGUGUUUACAGACAAUGAUUUCUGAAAGCGCUCUUGAGGCUCUGAAUGAUUUGUCUUUUUUAAAUGCAGUGCCACCUGAAGUCCCGAAGUUCACGGGACUUCAGGUGGCGAUUUAUUUUUUUCAGCUGUGUCCAUUGUGCACAGAAAUUUCUCUAGAUUCCCUGAAUCUUUUGAUGAUAUUAAGUAGAUGAUGAGAUAUUCAAAGUCUUCACAAUUUAAUGCUCACAAUAGAAUAAUUUUAUGUUCUAUUGUGAAUCUAAUUUUUGAUGGCAGACCAUAAAAUGAAUCAAGUGAUUCUCACAAUCAACAUCUGUUGCACCACAGCAGAUGAUUGUAUAAGAGAUAAUUCUUAUACAAGAAUGUUCAUGAAUGGGUUGCUGUUAUAAGGAAGGACAAUGAUACAUGACUAGUUUACACAUUGACAUCUUUUUCUUUUCAUUCCUCUAGGUAAAGGAUGCAGCUUUGGUGCAUAUAAAACCUUUCUGGGAUUACCAAAAGUUUGAAGAAACAGUUCACCAGACCUCUUCUAAAGAUGCCCACAUUAGUUUGAAAAGCUGAGCUUGCACUUACUUGAAAAUCUGUAAAGAAGCAUUAUCAGAAAUACACAUACUUCUGGAAAUUUGUUUAACUUUCUUUUUUCUGCACAAGUAAUGAGGUAUGGCAAAUUACAAAACUUUAUUUCCAAAAGAGACUUGAUAUAUAGCCUGCUCAAGUUCUCUUCGCAAAAUAUCUUUAUUUUGUUUUUAACAUAAGUAAUAAUGAUAAUGGCAAAUUUAAAUUUAAUAAGUUAAGCCUCACCUCUCAUCACCUUCACAAGUGGAGUGAAAAUCUUGUAUAUUCCCCUGUGCUUUAAACGCUGUAUUCGUCUUUUUUAUGGUUGACUUUGUCUUUAGUUUCCAUUCAUUCUUAUAGUCUUAACAGAUCAGGUCUAGUAAAAGUGGUUAGAACGUAAAAUAUAGUUUUAAACACACAAACACACAUAUACCUCACUAAAUUGCUUUUAUUUAUUUUCUAGGUGGAGGUGGGUGAGAGUCUGAUAGUUUUCCUGUUGUGAUUUCUUUUUAAAUUUAUUUUCUUGUUGCUGCUUCUGCACCACGUACACCGCAUACUAAACGCUUUUUUUUUUUUAAAUUUAAACAAUUGAACAACAAACAUACAUUGUAAUGUAGAUUAUAGAAAGGGUAUGAAAAAUUUCACAGCUUGCAGUAUCUUUUACAAGUAAUGAAUACAAAUACAAGUACGUAAACAAAAAAGUAUACUUUAGGAGAAAACAAACAAACAAAACUGGGGAGAAAAAAAAAAAAGGUGCUCAAGGUAUAAAUAAACAACAUAUAAGUCAAGUGAAACUAUACAUUCGACACAGCUCUUGUGUUUUACAUGCUUUGGAGUUAGUGCUGUUCCUUAGAUUCUCUAGAUAAUUGGAAAACAGGGCUUUAAAAGCAAAUAUGUUUGGACGCUGUUGAGAAAAUUUUGUACAAUGUAUGUGAAAUUUGGCAAAAAUAAUCAGAAGAUUGAUAAUAUAUUUUUUUCCUGGAAUUUUUUUAUCAGUAUGUGAGAGGCCAAAUAGAAUAUGCUCAAACUUCAGUUUACAUGAGGGAUCAAUUUUGGUGUUUAUAAAAUUAUUUAGAUCAAUCCAAAAUAUGUGUAUACGUGCAUUCCCAAAAUAGAUGACAUAUUGUUUCCUCUGCAUUGCUGCAAAAAGUACAAAGAGUAUCAAUAUUUUCCUUAAAUUUAACCAGAUAUGUCUUUACCGUAUAACAUCUAUGGAUCAACUCAAGAGUAACUUCUCUUAUCUUAUUAAUGAUAAUAAAUUUCCUUGAUAGAAUCCAAGUGUUUUUCCAGUCUAUCAUUGUAAAUAUUGUUCCAGUAAAAUACAGCUGCAUGUUUGGAAACAAUAUCUCUUUGAAUGAUUUGUCUAAUACAUUGAUUUGUCGCUUUAUCACUCAAUAAAGGACAGAUGUUACUGAUGUAUAUGCUAGCAGGAUUUAGUUCUGGAAUAAUACAAUUUCUACCUUUAGGAGCAGACACCAAUAACCUUCUCACCCCAUCUGGUAUUGCAUCAAAAACUACAGCAUAUUCUCUUGGAGCGACAGGAAAAUGAUAAACAGACAAAAAUUCCCUAUAAGAAAAUAAUUGACCAUUAUCAUUCAGUAAUUGACUCACAAGUAAAAUUUUUCUAUCAACCCAUUUCUGAAUAUAUAAUGAUUUGUUCUUAAAUGUAAUAUCCUGAUUGUUCCAAAUGAGAUAUUUAUGGGAAGAAAAGUUGUGAGAGUAUAUCAUUAACCAAGAUGAUAAGAGUUGACUAUGAAAGUUGGAGAGUUUAAUCGGUAGUUUAGAGAUAUUGUAAUUGCAUCUUAGCAGAAAGUGCAUUCCUCCAAGUGAGUUAAAGAUAUGGUUGGUAAUAAAAAUCCAAAUUGAAUUGGGAUUUUUUUAAAAAGAGUUUGAUCCAUUUGAUUUUAAAAGACGCAUUUAAGGAAGUGAAAUCUAAAGAAUUUAGGCCACCAGAACACAACUUGUUUAUCAUUACAUUUUUUUUAAAUAUAAUGUAUUCUCUUUUUCCAAAUGAAGUUAAAUAAUAUUUUAUCAAUUUUUGUGCAUAAUUCUUUUGAAACAUCAAGUGCCAUAGCUGCAUAAAUAAGUCUGGAGAGGCCUUCAACUUUGGCUACCAAGGAUCUUUCAGUAAUGGAUAAAUCUCUUUGAAACCAAAUAUUAAAUCUUUGUUGUAUUGCAGUUAUAAGAGGGUCGAAUUUUUCAGAUAAUCUGGCAUCUUGGUCUUUUUGAACGGUAAUACCAAGAUAUUUAACCUUAUUUUUAACAGGAACACCUGAUAUAAUAGUAUCUGUGCAGAAUUUAACAGGGAGAAGUUCACAUUUUGGAAUGUUGAGUUUAAGACCAGAGGCUAUUGAGAAAUUAUUGACAACUUUGAGACCUUCAUCAACUUGAUAUUUAUCCUUUAAAAAAAAAAAAAAGUGUUGUGUCAUCCACUAGUUGAGUAAUAGAUAAUGUUCUGCCAGCAACAGAGAGACCCACUACACUGCUGUUUUUAAAAUGAAUAGAUAGUAACUGAAUAGGAAGAAGGAAAAGAUAUGCAGAAAUUGGGCAACCUUGACGGAUCCCACGGUUGAUGUCAAAUCUUUUCGUUGUACCAAAUGGGAGUUUGAUUGAGCUAUUUGCGUCUGCAUAUAAAGUUUGAAUUGAUUUUUUAAACAUAUUUCCAAAACCAAAAAUAUCAAGUGCUUUGAACAUGAAUUCAUGUUCAAUGGAGUCCUAUCAAAAGGGUGUCUUUUUGAGGUUUAGGAAUCAAAGUAAUUAGUCCCUGAGUCAAGGAAGGAGGGAGCUUUUCAUUAUCAAUGCUUUCAAUAUAUACUUUAUGUAAAAAGCGUGAUAAGUCCUUUGAAAAUAAUUUGUAAAAUUCAGAAGUCAAACCGUCAUUUCCUGGACUCUUAUUAAGUUUCAUUUUAUUAAUAGCACCUUCAAUAUCUAGUGUUGUGAUGGGGACAUCACACAGUUUUAUUAUUGUCACUAAUUGUUUUAAUAUUACCUAAGGAAUUAUAAAAUUUUCCCAUCGCUUCUGUAGAAAAAUUAGAUUUGUAUAAAUUUUAUAAAAAAAGUUCACAAGUCUUGGAAAUCACUUGAGGGUCUUGUGUGAUGACCCCAUCUGAACAAAGUUUAGUCAUGCUGCCAAGUGUAUUAUGAUGCUUUUCUAAUUUGAAAAAAUAGCUAGAGUUUUGUUCUCCCUCUUCAAGGCAUCUCCUUCUUGACCGCACAAAGGCACCUUUUGCCUUGUAAAUAUAUAUAUUAUCUAAUUUUAAUUGUAGAAUUUGAAGUCUGUUCCGGUUAUCUUCAGAUAAAUUAUCGGGUGAUCUUGACAAAGCGAUAAUUUCAGAAAUUAUUUCCAACUCUUCUUUUUUUCUAUUUUUAACUAUUCCACUUCCCUUUUUCAUUAAAAUGGACCUCAAUUCAAAUUUCAUGAGCUCCCAAUUUUUACAAAAAGCAUUUUCAACACAUGCCUUGUUCCAAUACUCAUCUAUUUUCAUUUUCAUUUCCUUUACCAAAGAAUCAUUCAGUAGAAGAGAAUUAUUUAAUUUCCAAUAUGAAUUCACUCUUUUAGACAGAUUACUGGCAUUAGGGCUGCACGAUUUUGCAUAAAAUGAGAAUCACGAUUUUUUUGCUUAGAAUUGAGAUCACGAUUCUCUCACGAUUUUCUUUUCCAAUAUAAAUAUUUAUCGCACUUAUUAACUGCACAUCAACUUCGUAACAGUUGAAACUGAACAUAAAAACAAUAAAUAAACAUAAAAACAAUAAAUGCCUCACAUUUUGUGGUUGCUGCAAAAUGUUGUACUGCUUGAAAUUCCGUCUCCACCGUUGCUCGACACUGCGUGUAUAGAGCAGGUAGUGCAACAAUAGAAAAAUAGUUGCGGGACGGCACUGUGUAGCGUUUGUCUAGGGUGUUGAUCAUUUUCCUAAAUCCCUCGUUUUGCACAGUGUUGAUAUAUCUUUGGUCAGGUGAUAAGUAAUAGCCUCCGUAAUUUCUUUGUGCCUGCGGGAGUUCAACGUGUAUAGGGAAGCGCUGUAUAAGGUUCCCGUUAUUGAUGUUUGGGUGGUUGACCGGGACGGAUUUUCUCCUGUCACUUUCUCGUCAUCCCUGACGUGUUCUCCGUUGUUUUUUCCUGCCAAUUUGAGGAUCACGGCACAGCUUCUGUAUCACGUGGUAUAAGGCUCCGCCCUUGUCAUUUGUUGAGCAGGAAGAGUGAGCGCUUGUUUUCAUGCAGAUUACGUCCCGGAUCAAAAUGCGGUACAAUCGUCGUCGUCUUUUUUUUUUUUUUUUUUUAAAUCGUUGUCAUUUGGAAAUGAGAUCGCACAUAAGUAUGAAUCGAGAUCGCGAUUUUCUAACGAUUAAUCGUGCAGCCCUAACUGGCAUACAAACAUAUCUCCAAAAAAAUUGUUUUAUGAUCUGUCAACGGUGUUGGCAACAUUUUUGAUGUAGAAACAUAUUCGGAUAAAGGAUCAGAAAUUAGCCAAUAAUCAAUACGAGACUGUAAUGAACCUGAUCUAUUUUUCCAUGAAAAUUCCUUAAUUGUUGGAUUUUUGAAUCUCCAGAUAUCAAUUAGGUCUCUUUCAUUCAUAAAAUCCAACAUAUAAUUACUACUUUCCUAACUUUUACUUGUCCAUCUAUCAUGUUAUUGAACGAGUGAUUCCAGUCUCCUCCUAAUAUAAUCUUUAAUUAGCAAAUUUACUUAUUAAAGACUCAAUUUUUUCAUUUACUACAAGUAUUAGGUCAACAUUCUCCUGUUUGUUUUUAUAGCCCUUAAUGUUACCCAGUAAGAGGGUCUGAUCAUUUAAAAAAAAAAACAACCAGCAAAAUAAAAUGUCCUUUUGGAUCAGUUUCUGAAGAUAUAAUUUUUCCAUUAAAUUUAUGCCUUAAAAUCAGAGUUCCCGCUGAAUGGUUUGUGCCAUGAGACAUCCAUAAAUCUUCGCCCCAUUGGGAUUUCCAGAAGUUAGCGUCCUUAGGUUCAGAAUGGGAUUCUUGUAAGAGACAAAAGUCAGUAUUGAAACUUUUAGCAUAUAAAAACAUAGCUUUCCUUUUGGUAUUGUCCCUUAGUCCUCGAGCAUUAAAAGAAAUAAAGGAUAAAGAUGAAAUUUGGAAAAGUAAAUUAACUUUUUACCCUGAGAAGAGUCUGUAAGCUUCAGAGAGAGCAGAACUACUCUGUCUAAAAAAGUGCUUCACAAAACGUUUUAGCAGCAACAGCAUACUAUAAGUCUUUAGAACAAUAAGGAAAGGAAACCUUGAGGUAUAUCCACAAACAGGACUGGAAGAGAUUUCAGUGAAUUUCUUUUCUGUUCAGGAAAGCACAGUCUCCGACGAAGUAGGUAAUUUCCCCUUCCUUACGUGCUUUCUCCACCUGUGGCCAUAGCUGGUUGCGUCUCUCUCGGUCCUCGGGAUUAAGAUCUUCUUUGAAAUGAAGUUUCCUUCAGGUCUUCAGGUAGUCAGAUCGCUUCGCCGCCUUCCAGAUGAUGUCUCGAAAGUGUCUCAUGGUAAAUUGCAGGAAUGUGGCGCACAAGAGGACUCACGUCGUUGACCGAUCCUGUGGACUGAAUCAAGUACCUCCGGGAACUUUUCACGGUGGUCAGGAUCCAUGUUUUGGCAAAUUUCAAUAACCUUACUGCGUACGUUUUCUCCUUCUUCUUCAGGUAGCGCGUGAAGUCGCAGGUUCCAUCUUCGUUUACACCUUGUUUUCCAGUAUUUGAAUUUUCUCUUCUGCUUUAUCCACCCUUAUUUCAGUACGAGACACUUUUCAUUUUAGCUCCCUGAGAUCUUCUGAGAUAAAGUUAAUAGUAACCUUCAGAUCGCUAAUACUCUUCUCGCUCCUUGCUCUUCAAUAGCCAUCUUGAGCGUCGUAAUAAUGCUUUCCGCCGUGUCAGUUUCCAUCACCCUUUUCUUACCAGAAGGUUUUGAAGGGGAGGAAGUAGGAGUGAUAAGAGCUCAUUUGAUCCCAGGUUUUUUGCCAUUACAUACAGCUAGAGUUCGCUUUGCUGCUUCUAAAGGGAUUUUAAGACAGAGCGAGUUCUGUAGCACACAGUUCACAGCGCCGCCAUCUUACCCCCCGCCCUACCGAACGUAUCUCUUGUGGCGAGCCACUGCAUGUCGUCACGCAUGUCCCGACCAAUCAGAGAUCAGAGCAGUUCGACGUUCCACACUUUCAACCGGAAAAGUGACUGUAAACAAACUAGUUGAGAAGUACUUUUCUCGCUGCGGCGUUUAAAAGUGUUUUUAACAUUUUCUGUUGUAUAAGAUAAGUAAGCGACUAGACAGAUUAACUGAUACGAUUUUUAUAAUUUCGAGUAGCUGCCGUCGCGGACGAUUGUAAACAUUUAGGGAGCUACUUGCUAGCGUUAGCUACAGAACGCGACUCUCGCUGCGAUAACAGUUUAGCAUUAUUUAGCUCCAAUGCCUCAAGAAGGAGAGGAGUCUCUUCCUCUGGUUCGUUCCCUGAACGGUCAGAUACCAGUUCAAGUGAUGUUUUAUAACCGUAGUCCCCGUGUCGUACGGCCUUUGUGGAUAAAUUACCAGGGAGAACCGCAUCCUUACGAAGACAUACAACCAGGGACGGGACUGAGGAUGAACACUUACGUCAGUCACCCGUGGAUGUUCAGAGAUGCAGAGACCGAUGACCCUCUCAAGGUCAACAGCAAAGAGCUGUUUCUUCCUAAGCCAGCAGGGGGUGGAAAUGUGACAUAUGUCAAUAUCAGUUUACCAGAAAGAGAGGAAGGAAAAGAAAAACAGAAGGGAAGAGGGACAGUGAGAAAGGGCACUUACAAAGACAAAGAGAAAAAAAAAAUCUCCUGUAUCACCUGUUGAGAGAAAAAGAAUAGAAAACAAGCAAAAAAAAAAAAACAAAGCAACAUACUAAACACAACACCAUCAUGUUAAUCUAGCUAAGUGUAAACAGCAAUAAAUACUAAAUAUUGAAUGUUGUUGUG
Messenger RNA from Pelmatolapia mariae (spotted tilapia), 9405 nucleotides. RefSeq names its product von Hippel-Lindau disease tumor suppressor-like. Lineage: Eukaryota; Metazoa; Chordata; Actinopteri; Cichliformes; Cichlidae. The record is from RefSeq and is a predicted model, not a curated record. Bases 8873 to 9283 code for a protein of 136 amino acids. The transcript has 3 exons.